This is a messenger RNA of Nicotiana attenuata, 1278 nucleotides long. Its product is annotated as zinc transporter 1-like. NCBI's taxonomy places the organism in Eukaryota, Viridiplantae, Streptophyta, Magnoliopsida, Solanales, Solanaceae. Gene Ontology annotation, molecular function: zinc ion transmembrane transporter activity. Gene Ontology annotation, biological process: zinc ion transmembrane transport. The record is from RefSeq and is a predicted model, not a curated record. Gene Ontology annotation, cellular component: plasma membrane. The coding region runs from base 135 to 1166 and encodes 343 amino acids. The transcript has 3 exons.
UUAUUCACCGAAAAAUUCCAAUAUGUCUAUCACAUCUUCAGUCCCAACUCUCCAUACAUAAAAGCAUCACAAUACUGUAAGGGAGCUUUUCAUGUCUUCACUAAAUUAACUUGUUUCUUCUCCAAAAACAAACAAUGAUUACUCAAGCUUUACUUGUUAAAAUCACAACCCUAAUCCACUUUUCAAUCCUUUUCCAAUCAACCCCAAUCUUUGCAAAUUGUACAUGUGAACCCCAAGACAAAGAUCAUCAAAAAACCAAACAUGAAGCCUUAGCCUACAAACUAGUAGCCAUUGCUUCAAUACUUUGUGCAAGUGCACUUGGAGUUACCAUCCCAAUUCUCUUAAACAAGUUCAAAUAUUUGCAAAUUAAUGAUUAUUCAUCCCUUAAUUUCUUGAUCAAAGCUUUCGCGGCGGGUGUGAUUCUUGCCACUGGAUUCAUUCACAUUCUACCUGAUGCAUUUCAGAGCUUGACAAACCCUUGCCUUAAUAAUAGUGAAGUAUUUGGGAGUUUUCCAUUUGCUGGUUUUGUUUCAAUGAUGUCUGCUAUUUUUACUUUGAUGAUGGAGUCUUUUGCAACUGGUUAUCAUAGAAGAGUUGAGCUUAGAAAAGCUCAGCCACUCAAUAUUGAAGAAAAUGAUGGUCCUCAAAUUUUGUUAGAAAGAACAAAUUCUUCUACUCUUAUACGGCACAGGUUAAUAUCACAGGUUUUGGAGCUGGGAAUUUUGGUUCAUUCUGUGAUUAUUGGCAUUUCGCUUGGAACUACAGAAAAUCCCAAAACAAUCAAACCUCUAAUAAUAGCUUUGAGUUUUCAUCAAUUUUUUGAAGGCAUGGGACUUGGUGGCUGCAUUUCCCAGGCGAAGUACAGGGCAAGAACAAUAGCAAUAAUGGUAUUGUUCUUCACUCUUACAACUCCAAGUGGAAUAGGUAUUGGAAUGAUGAUAUCAAAAGGUUACAAUGAGCAAAGCUCAUCAGCAUUGAUUGUGCAAGGGGUUCUUAAUUCAGCAUCAGCUGGUAUUCUAAUUUACAUGGCACUUGUGGAUCUUCUUGCAAAAGAUUUCAUGCACCCUAAUUUACACUCUAAUUUCAAGCUCCAAAUUAUUGCCAAUGUAUCACUUGUUUUGGGAGCUUCUUCUAUGUCACUAUUGGCAAAAUGGGGUGGGACAUAAUGACAUUCUAUGCAAAUUUAGCUAAAUUAUGUAUAGUUUUUUGUUUCACAAGAAAUUGACCUUUGAUUAUUUACACCAAAGUUAUUACGUCAUGCCAGUUCCUUGAACUCUA